This is a messenger RNA of Adelges cooleyi (spruce gall adelgid), 2809 nucleotides long. It is a transcript of the gene Sdc, whose product is annotated as syndecan. The record is from RefSeq and is a predicted model, not a curated record. The transcript is spliced from 4 exons. Lineage: Eukaryota; Metazoa; Arthropoda; Insecta; Hemiptera; Adelgidae. Gene Ontology annotation, cellular component: membrane; cell surface. Gene Ontology annotation, biological process: cell migration. Bases 686 to 1594 code for a protein of 302 amino acids.
UAGUGUUCUGUGCUAUAGCCGCCCGCCCGUUCGAGUACCCGUACCGUGUACGGAGCCAUAGGAGUGAGCGAGACAGAGCGGACGGAGCGGAAAGAGAGAGAAGGACGUUGACGGUCGUCAGUGCGUGCGAGCGAGAGGGGAAAAAAAUCCACCUCUCCGUUCAUUGAUUGAGAUUGACAUUCCACCGAGCACCAGCACUCGGUAGUCGCUAGUAAUAAUAAUAACCAUAAUCUUAAUAACAGCGUAAAAUCGUUUUAUUAUUUAUUAUUAUCAUUAUUAUUUUUGUUAUUGCAUUUCGACAUCGGUGUACCGUUCUGCCGUGCUAGCUAGCACACAAGUCACAACGUAUCGUCGCCGUUGUCCGCACACGCGCCCGCGCCCCGUUUUUUUUUUUUUUGCACACACGGUAAAUAAUAUUAUCACCGUCAUUGUCUCGGCGACAUCAUCGGUGUAUUGGACAAUACGCGCGGACGUGUGUUGUGUGUACUCCCGUGGCCACCAAAUAGCGUCCAUGACAAUUCCGAAGUGCACCGUCGUCGACGUCCACACAACGAUCGCAUCACCGCUUCCUGUUCCAUCGUAGGCGACAGCCGUCGCCGUCCGCAUCAAGCUGCAAACGGCAUCCAGGGCUUGCCGAACGUCCAGUACAGCUGCAUCCGCCAACUACCUGAGAGCAACCGUCGCCAUGCAGCCAACCAUCCUGUGUCUGGCGCUCGUUUGCGCUACCCUCGUACCUACGGUACUAGCUGAAUCUAGUAAAAAUGUUUCAUCCAAUCCCAUACCACUGAAAUCGGAUAAAGAUGAUCUGUUUAUAGACGAUCCAUCAGAGCACGGGGAAGAUACUGAUACUGACAAAAUAGAAGCUGAUGAUAUGAUGUUAGGUGAAGAAGGAAGUGGUAACGGUCCUGCCCCUAAAGGAACUGGCGCUGAAGACAUGGAAUCAAGUGGCUCAGGUUACGGGCCCGACGAUGAAGAUGCUCAGGUCGGCAACAAAGGCAAAGGAAAAGCUGGACCUGAUGCCGAAGACGAAGAUGAAGAGGAGGACGAGGACGAUAAGGAAGAUGAGGAUGAAGAUGAAGAUAUAGAUGUACCUGAUGACAAAAUAUCGGUACAUAAAAGUAAUCCUACAACAAGUUCUACAUCAACUACUACAACUACUACCACCACAACAACAACAGAGGAUCCUAACUCUGAGGAAGAAGAAUCAAGAAUAUUAAUCAAUAAGCCCAAACCGAAAUCCAACUAUGAUACCGUGGAACAGCCUAGUAUACCAGAAGUACCUCAGACGUCUACUUCAACUAGCACACUUCCGCCACCGCCGUCAAACGGAAUCGAUGAGCAUUCCAGCAAUGGCGUUUACAUCAGUCCAAACAGCCAUCCGGAGCGGACGACCUCGUUUUUCGCACAACCUGGCAUACUUGCGGCGGUCAUCGGAGGUGCCGUUGUGGGGUUGCUGUGCGCCAUUCUUGUCGUGAUGUUCAUCGUGUACAGAAUGCGUAAAAAAGACGAAGGCUCGUAUCCACUUGAAGAAACGAAGCGUUCGCCGGCUACCAACCCAUACCUGAAAUCCACACACCGAGAGUUCUAUGCAUGAGCACACGUUCAUGAAGAAGUGUGUUUUAUUUAUGAGCCUUUGAACAUAGUAUACGUUAUCAUAUUGUAUAAUCCACUUCCACCACCUUGAAACCCAUACAUAUUUUUGAAACUUUCGGUUAUACGCAGUUAACGCGACAAUGUUGGCGUGCACACAAUUUAUUUAUUGUAUUUUUUUUUUUUUUGCUGUGAAUUAUACACGUCGCCAAAUUUGGUACUAGUUGUUCAAAAGUAAGCUUCACUUUUCAAUCAAAUUUACUUUAAAUAAGUGUAGUAUAACUGAAUUUUGACUAUCCCAUGACUUCAAAAAAAAAAAUAUAUAUAUAUAUAUAUAUAUUACGUAAAUUAUUGUACAAAUUACUAUCGCUACUAAUGAUUUAUAGCCGGAGUUUGUCUCACUGUUUCUUUGUGUCUUCCCAAUUUCAUUUGGAAAACUAGUAAAUACGUAAACAAAAUUCUAUAUUGUAUAAACUAUUAAUAUUAUCGAGUUGGCGUACCAUAAAAAAAAAAAAAAACGAUAGCCAAUAAUAAUUUAUAAUAAUAUCGUCCAUCUCGAGUCUUGUUCUUUCAAUGAAAAAGGAUACUUUUAUUCGACUAAUUUUCUCAACACGGAGAAUAAGACUUAACAUUAAUAUCAUAUGAAAAUAAUAGAGGAUUUAUAAUUAUGUCGUAUUGGUUUGGUACGGAUCGCUUUCUAUAUAGUAUCAAAAAAAAAAAAAAAGUACUGAUUAUCGCAAAUUAAUUUGAAAACUCAAGUUUUAUUAUUAUUUGUUGAAAUCCAUUUUUAAUUUUUUUUUAAUUAAAUUUAAGUUUAUAGGCAGUAUUAAAACGAAAUUUUUAAAAUUUGUUCAUUCAAAAGACCAAUUUUAAAUGGUUUAUUUUGAAAACCAGUAACCAUUUAAAGAAUCUUAGCCGACACAAUUGUGUGCCAUCAGUUUUGUUGGUCCUUGGGCCCUGUUUAUAUAUUAUAUUAAAAUGUUUUCCAUUUUAAAACACUUUGUAAAUAAUGUUUAGACAUAACAAAUUAUUAUUACUACUUAAUAGUUUCUAAUAUUUUUUAUUAUAUAUUAAUAAUUAUAUUUAUUUAGUUUAGUGUGAAACUAACUACAAGUAUACUGUACCCCCACUGCGUUUUAUAUUCUUUUUUUUUUUAUUUUGUACAUAUAUAUUUUUACUGAUGAAAUAAAAUCAUUACCUAAAAUUGGAAAACUACCAA